AUGUCUUCAGGCUUGACCCCAGCACAAGCAAGCAAGCCGCUCCGCCUCAUUGACUUACCAGACGAGCUAUGGAGCAAGAUCGGGAAGAUGAUCAUCGACGACGGGCCUAUGGUCAGCAGCUUGCCAUUGGCGGCCAACACGCCUGCCAUCACUCGCACAUGCAAUGCACUCCGCCAAGAGCUGCUGCCGUACUACUACAGGAGCAAAGUCGAUCUUGACGUAAGACCCGGCGAAGCUUUCCAAAUCGCUGGAAAGUGGCUCAACGCCAUCGGAGCUGAGAGCAGGCGUAUGAUCCGAGGAUUGGAGCUGCGUACCCGCGAUGCUUGCCCUACGAAAAUAAAAUUCGAAAGGUCCGCGGACUUUUGGUGGGAGCUUGAGCUUGUCUUGAAGUUCAAGGAGGUCUCAUAUCGGAAUCGCUCUCCGCAAUUGACCGUAUGGGAUAUAGAGAUGGUGUGA
Messenger RNA from Fulvia fulva, 456 nucleotides. RefSeq lists its product as uncharacterized. The transcript is spliced from 2 exons. Bases 1 to 456 code for a protein of 151 amino acids. The record is from RefSeq and is a predicted model, not a curated record. NCBI's taxonomy places the organism in Eukaryota, Fungi, Ascomycota, Dothideomycetes, Mycosphaerellales, Mycosphaerellaceae.